AUGGUGUCGACAAACCAACCGUUCCAAGGGGUGAAAUAUGAUGUAUCCAAAGGAUCCCACGGACGUGCUAUCGUUGUGGAAGACCUCACAGGAUGGGGUGUGAAGUAUGUUCGAAUCCAAUGGGUGGACUUGACGAACAACAUCCGCUUUCGCGUUCUCCCUCUUGCGUACUUCCACAAGAUACUCCAAACUCCGCGGCCUGGCACCUCGCUCACCAAGGCGGUCCUGGGCAUUGUGUUCAUCACUGUCGUGGAUGGGUUCAGCCCAACGGGAGAGUACGUCUAUGCGGUGGAUUUGUCGACGUUGAGGUUGUGCCCAUAUGCGCCAGGCCACGCAAGUGUGAUGGGUUGGUUCGAGGAGAAGGAGCCGGUUGCCGGCGUUGAAGGUCAUCGAUCUGUCGAGGUUGACCUUUGCCCACGGACCAUCCUCCGUCGCGUCGUUGAAAAAGCAGAACAACGAUGCAAUACUCAAUUCCUCAUCGGAUUCGAAACCGAAUUUAUUCUUCUGAAAAAGACAUCGCCAAUAGAGGCGGGCAACUCACAUGGAUGGUGCGUUGCCUCAGCGCUCCCGACAGGAUCAGCAGAAGCACAGAUACUUGAGGAGAUCGUGGACGCGCUACAGGCUCGAGGGUCCGAUGUAGAAGUGCAGAUGUACCACGCAGAGGCCGCGCCAGGUCAGUAUGAGGUUGUAACGGGACCCCUUCCUCCUCUGCAGGCAGUCGACGCACUCAUACACACCCGCGAAACCAUUUUCAAUAUCGCAAGCAAGCAUGGCAUGAGAGCUACCCUCGCACCACGCGUUUUCAUGGACAACUGCGGAAGCGCGGCGCAUGUACAUAUCUCAGUGCACCCUUCCAGUGGAGCGUCACCAGCCCAUCUCCCACUGUCUACCAACUCCGUGCUUACCCCUCUCGAAUCGUCAUUUCUGUCCGGCGUUCUCGCGCAUCUCUCAUCUAUCGCACUCCUUGCCUUGCCUACAGAACCAUCUUACAAGCGUAUGGCCGACGGUGUCUGGUCCGGAGGGACAUACGUUUGCUGGGGCAGAGACAACCGAGAGGCUCCUCUCCGACUGUGCAACGCGUCUUCCCCCACCUCACGUAACUUUGAACUCAAGACGCUGGACGGAACAGCCAACCCAUAUCUGGCCAUAGCUGCUGUUCUGGGUGCUGGCCUUGAUGGAAUUGAGCAUGGGAGGGAGUUGAAGAUCAAGGAGUGCAGUGGAGAGAAAAGCGCGGCUCUGUUGGGGUCAGCAGGGAGGGCGGAGCUAGGGAUCACUGAGCGGUUACCACUAAGCUGGAAAGAGGCACGGGUCAACUUUGAAAAAAGCGAACUCGUCGAUGAGUUUUUCGGUGCUGAAUUCAAGACAAAGUUCUUGGCAGCGAACAAGACUUUGCAAGAACAAAUGUCUUUCGGGUUAAUGGACGAUGAGGAACUAAAACUCUUCGUUGAAACAUUUUAA
Molecule: messenger RNA, 1458 nt
Organism: Psilocybe cubensis
Lineage: Eukaryota; Fungi; Basidiomycota; Agaricomycetes; Agaricales; Agrocybaceae
Exons: 5
Coding region: 1-1458 (485 amino acids)
Molecular function (GO): glutamine synthetase activity
Source: RefSeq, a predicted model, not a curated record